Molecule: messenger RNA, 609 nt
Organism: Entamoeba nuttalli P19
Lineage: Eukaryota; Evosea; Mastigamoebida; Endamoebidae
Product: UMP-CMP kinase, putative
Exons: 1
Coding region: 1-609 (202 amino acids)
Biological process (GO): 'de novo' pyrimidine nucleobase biosynthetic process; UDP biosynthetic process; CDP biosynthetic process
Cellular component (GO): cytoplasm; nucleus
Molecular function (GO): ATP binding; UMP kinase activity
Source: RefSeq, a predicted model, not a curated record
AUGUCAUUAAGUGAUAAACAUGUUUUAUUUUGUUUAGGUGGACCAGGAGCUGGAAAAGGAACACAAUGUCAAAAAAUUAUAAAUAAAUAUCCAAUUACUCAUUUAAGUGCAGGUGAUUUGUUAAGAGCGGAGGUUAAACGGGAAGGUUCUCAAAAUGGACAAUUAAUUCAAACAUUAAUUAAAGAAGGAAAAAUCGUUCCUGCAGCAGUUACUGUUGAAUUAUUACUUAAUGCUAUUCGUAAUGAUGAACAUAAAGUUUUUAUUAUUGAUGGAUUUCCUAGAAAUGCUGAAAAUAAAGAAGCAUGGUUCUUACAAGCUAAUAAAGUUAAUAUUGAUACUGCCCUUUGUGUAUUUAUUGAUGUUUCUGAAGAGACAAUGAUUAAUAGAAUUCAUAAAAGAUCAGUUAAUAGUGGAAGAGUUGAUGACAAUGAUGAUUCAUUAAUGAAAAGAUUUAGAACUUAUAAAUCAGAAACACUUCCUGUGAUUGAAUCUUUUGAAAAUGAAAAUAAAUUACUUAGAGUUUCUGGAGAAGGUAGUGUGGAUGAUAUUUUUAACAAGAUUGAUUCUUCUUUAGCUAAAUUCUUUGAUGAUAAUCAUAUCUUGUUGUGA